Messenger RNA from Symbiodinium sp. CCMP2456, 2463 nucleotides. NCBI's taxonomy places the organism in Eukaryota, Dinophyceae, Suessiales, Symbiodiniaceae. The record is from the annotation of a GenBank genome assembly.
AUGUCGGAAAAUGACGAUGACGUCAGCGCGUCCGAAGAUCCGUGCAUUCAGUUUGACACCUCGGAGGUUGAAGAAGAGCCCCGCAGAUUCACCCAGAGACGGGAGACGCGAACGCUCAGCACUCGAACGGAUAUCACAGUGAGACGCAAGCUUGAGCAAUGGAAUGCGACAAGGCAAAUACUCUCCUUGUGGCACUCCUACCUGUUGCUGAUCGCUGCUUGUGCAAUUGCUUGCUCUGUAUUGGUAGUCAUACUUUUUUGGCACGUGGACUGGUACCGGACAUACAGAGAAACAACCGACGCGUUGGAUUUCCAGCUACACUUCCUGGCCACGUUCAUCAAAAGCUGGCUGCUGGUAAACCUUGGUAGCGAGAUCUUGCGAUUCUGUUUCCUGUUGGCAGUGGACAGCUGGCGUCAUGAUGCUUUUGAAGCAUACCGGCGCUCAUUGUGUUUUUCGUCCUUUGCAGAAAUCUCUGCUGGAACAUUUUAUGUUUGUGGCUGGCCACAGCCGCUGGGACAUUGCCGCAAGUAUGCAGACGUGGUUUUCCAACUGCUGAUUUACGGUACCCUUGACGUGCUGCCCAUCGUCAUGCUUGUGCUCAACAUAGUGACUUGGAGGAUUCACUACAUGUUGGCCAGCUCGGUGUUAGUUCUUGCCUGUUUACAUGUGGUGCUCUUUCUGAUGGCCUGGACGAUGGGCAAUGUGUCCCUCAAGGCCAAAGCAUUUUUGGCUGCGUGGAACAGCAACAUCCUCCGGGUCUCCCGGCUGGGGACUGGUACUCGCAUCUUGCCCAUUGGACGCUUAUCGCGUGAGACCACGCCGGCAUCCAUGCUGCCAGACCAUGAAAUUGAAAGCACCGUCGUGGCCGAAGAUUUCGGAUCUGAUUCCAGCGACGAAGAAGAGAGCAGUGACGAGGACACGGGGCAGUUGCCGAACCAGAGCUUGGAGAACCACGGUCACGUUCUGGUCAACGAGCAUUUGGUAAAGAAAGCGGAGCAGCUUGCAGCCUGGAGCGGCGACAAGCCGGUUGAUGUUUGCGUGCCUUGUUGCACCGCUUACCAUUUCAUUUGCAACGUGAUGCCCCUGCUGCUGGCCCUGGCGGCGACUCUCUAUGGCUUGGUUACCAGCAAAGCCGCUGUCGUUGUGAUCGGCGCCCAAGUGACCGCCAUGAUUAUCACCCUCACGCACAUAGGCAAGCCAGUGAUCCGCUCGAGAUGGUCACAAGAGGCUCGCCUCCGACAUUUGGAGGAGUGGGGGGAGAUGUUCUGCGGGCUGAAGUACAUGUCCCAGCUGAAGGCACGAGCGCCUUUGUGCCUGAUGGUCUUCUUCAUGGGCGUUCUAGCUGGAUCUUUGGAAUGGUGGUAUUCCAUGUGGUGCUGCUCAUUGAUCCUUCUGGCAUGCUUCACGGCCCAGCUUGCGGUACUCUUCCUCAAACCCUGGACCUGGCUGGGUGGAAUUCUGGAGAGCUUCAGUUUGACCUUGUUUUGUUUGCUUGUCUUGUGGCACAACCCGUUGCUGAAUCCGUGGCAAGAUAGCCUUCUUCUGGGAAUCCUCCUCAUUCCGCGCGAGUUUGGCUUGCAGAAGCGGUUGGCAGCAGGAGAGCGGAUACGGUCCUUGGCGCUGUUUGGAUUAGGAAGCUUCCAGUUUGCCUUGAUCUGUGUCAUUUGCAACUGCAUGGCUGUGGAGCGGAAAUCCGCCACGGAUUCUAUGUUCUGCUUGAUGGGUGACCCGAAGUGCGUUUACUAUGCCGUCGACUACCGCGGUGCUUUGGGCGGCCGGUGGCCUCUUUGUCAGAUGGAUUUUCCAAUCCACAAUGGAGCAACGCUCUCAUUAGCCGACUUCGGUUUGAUGUCUGCCUUCACCUACGAACCCGCAAACGAUGUGCAGAACUUGCUGAGCCAAUACUUCCCUGGCUGGCGCGUCGCCUACGCUCACCUUCCGCUGGUAUUGAGGAAGGGGCAACAAGAUGUCCCGGAUGUCACCACAUUCUUCGAAUUUGCUUCUGCGGACAAUAGCACCGCAGUUUUCGCCGUGCGCGGCACGACUGAUUUCUUCGAUGCAUUACAAGAUAUGGAUCUCUGGCUGCCAGUGUUCAUGAUGUAUAUUUUCGAAAAUAUGGGCCCCAACGUUGUGAAGUUUUGGGGCCCUUCAAUUGCCUGGAUUUGUCGUCGCGUCUACAUGCUGCAGGAUGCCAGGUUCACCCUGACCUUUAUGCACCUGCUCGAUGAGGUGAAAGCGCGAAUGAAAAGUCACCCGGACCGGAAUUUCUACAUCACUGGGCACUCUUUGGGCGGCGGCAUCGCAAAGCUCGUUGCUGCCGAAGUUCAGCGAGAAGAGCUGCAACAUGCAGGUCGGCAUGUGGAAAUGACUGCCGUGGCGUUCGCAGCACCAGGUAUUGGGGUGGCUGAAGCCCUGCUGUUCGGCGAGGACAAGCUGUCGACGAAUCGCUACACCUCCGUCACG